This is a messenger RNA of Kluyveromyces marxianus DMKU3-1042, 813 nucleotides long. It is a transcript of the gene ATO3, whose product is annotated as acetate uptake transporter family protein. Gene Ontology annotation, cellular component: plasma membrane. The record is from RefSeq and is a predicted model, not a curated record. The transcript has a single exon. NCBI's taxonomy places the organism in Eukaryota, Fungi, Ascomycota, Saccharomycetes, Saccharomycetales, Saccharomycetaceae. Gene Ontology annotation, molecular function: acetate transmembrane transporter activity. The coding region runs from base 1 to 813 and encodes 270 amino acids.
AUGUCCACGAAUUCGUCCCAAGACUUAGAGAAAGGAGUCCCUGAGACCCAAAACUUAGAGAACACAGGAGCUACCACGACGCAUCCUUACCAACAUCAUAUACACAAUGUUUCAUUCGACGGUGAUUUUGUACGUUUGGGUGACCAGACUUACAGAAGAUCGGAGUUGUUAAAUGCAUUUGCAGGUGAUUUGAACCCUGGUAUCCACCCACGCCCACCACGGAAUUUGGCUAACCCAGUGCCAUUGGGUCUAGCCUCAUUCUCAUUUUGUUGCCUAGUCCUUUCGUUGAUCAAUGCCCAGGUUAGGGGUGUCACGAAUAAUAAGAUUUUGGUUGGUGCAUGUUUGUUUUUUGGCGGUGCCAUUGAGUUGUUCGCAGGAUUGCUAUGCUACCCAAGCGGGAACACAUAUGGUAUGACAGUUUUCGGUGCGUUUGGAGGUUUCUGGAUUUCGUACGGUUGCAUUUUCACAGACCAAUUCCAUAUUGUGUCGUCAUACGCGGAUGAUCCAAAAAUGUUCAACAAUGCCAUGGGGUUCUUUUUGGCAGGCUGGACUGUGUUUACGUUCUUGAUGUUAAUGUGUACUUUGAAAUCUACAUGGGGCUUGUUCCUCUUGCUAUUCUUCCUUGAAUUGACCUUCCUAAUGUUGACGAUAGGAACCUUUACCGCAAAGGAGCACGUGACCAAGGCUGGUGGAUACUUUGGUAUCUUUUCCUCGGUCUGCGGGUGGUAUUCCUUAUACAGCGGUGUUGCCGACGAAACCAACAGUUACAUCCCUAUAAAGGCUUACUUUAUGCCAAAUGCCCCAACUGUUUAG